Molecule: messenger RNA, 1100 nt
Organism: Rosa chinensis
Lineage: Eukaryota; Viridiplantae; Streptophyta; Magnoliopsida; Rosales; Rosaceae
Exons: 4
Coding region: 564-1049 (161 amino acids)
Source: RefSeq, a predicted model, not a curated record
AUUUUAUUUAUUUUAAUUUUCGGAAUCCUAAAACCUAAAUCCCCCUUAAUUUCUUAAUUAGUAUAUAUUCUUGUAAAUAUUAUACUUUGUUUUUAUUUUAAUUGUUUUACAAUGACAGGUGUACCCUCAAUCCCCGGAAUAGAACGAUCCCUAUUUACUAUAUACUAAUGAUGACAUUUUGUAGGGUUAAGUUAUUGGAUGCUAAUUUUAGCAGAACAGGGACAAGUGCGGGUAAAGAUUGAGAGGGAAAGAGAGAGCAAAGUGCGUUCAGCGCAAUUAAAUUUGGUGCCAGCGGUUUCUCUAAAGAGAUUGAAAUCAGCUUCUAAGAAGAUCUCCUCUUUUUCGUUUUUAAUUUGUGGUUUGAAUUGGAAUUUGGAUUGAGUUUAGGCUAGAGUUUCGUUCUUUUGAUGCCUUUAACUGUUUUUUGUUGUCAAAUAGGUAGGGGCAGGAUGUCAAGCAAGAACGAAGAGGUUUCAAAGCUUAAAAACAAGAUUAUUGAAUGCCAAGAGGAAAUGCUGCAGCUAUUGCAGGAGAAACAGUGAUGGCCUGACAAAUCUAAACUUAUGGAACGGACAAAAGAAAGAGUUGUAGCUGAUCUGAGAAGACAUUCGGUCCAAACAUCUAAAUUUGAAAAGGAACUCAACAAUCUAAACAAUGCCUUGAAACGUGAAGAGAAGUCUGAAACCAAUCUAAAAGAUAUUUUUGACACGAUGCAAGCUGAGCAUGAUGAAUAUAGGAAAGCUAAGGAAAAACAGCUGACAGAAGUAGAGUGUUCGUUGGAUACUAUAGAGAAGAGAUUGUCAGUGACGCUAGAAUAUCGCGUAGAGAUGGAGAAGAGACUAGAAAAUCUUAAUGUUUUCUGUGAGGCUGUGUAUUCUACUCUCAAAUCGAAGGAGUCUAGCCACGUCUCUCUUGUCAAAGAAGCUCAGCUUGAUCAUCCUGGUGGACAAAAUGGACAGAAAACGCGAAAAAAAGACGAGGUUCGAAGAAGUCUAGAUAGGAACCUUUGCCAAACAAUAGAAAUUGCAAUUAAUGGAAUUUUAAAUUGAUGGAGUUAAAAAUUCCAUCAUUUAUAAAUUUCUACGGAUUUCAUAAUUUUC